This is a messenger RNA of Epinephelus moara (kelp grouper), 1922 nucleotides long. RefSeq names its product 14-3-3 protein zeta-like. Gene Ontology annotation, cellular component: cytoplasm. The record is from RefSeq and is a predicted model, not a curated record. Gene Ontology annotation, biological process: signal transduction. Lineage: Eukaryota; Metazoa; Chordata; Actinopteri; Perciformes; Serranidae. The coding region runs from base 145 to 888 and encodes 247 amino acids. The transcript has 6 exons.
ACGUCAGUCAGGGGGGACUCGGCCUUGGAGUGGUGUGAUUGGAGGGAAACCCCGUGGACUGCAUUCAGACAGAGGGGCUGAGGGAGUCAGCUGUAGCUUGGCACGUCGAAAUCACUGCUAUCUGCCAGUAUUCAGUGAGCAGUCAUGAGUGAGGCACCCCAGAAGGAACUGGUGCAAAAGGCCAAGCUAGCCGAGCAGGCCGAGCGCUAUGAUGACAUGGCCAGAGCAAUGAAGGCUGUGACAGAACAUAGUGAGGAUCUGUCAAACGAGGAGCGGAACCUGCUGUCAGUCGCCUACAAGAAUGUGGUGGGUGCCCGCCGCGCCUCAUGGCGUGUGCUCUCCAGCAUUGAGCAGAAGACUGAGACCUGCGAAAGGAGGCAGGCCAUGGCCAAAGAGUACCGGGUAAAGAUUGAGGAAGAGCUGAAAGACAUCUGCCAAGACGUGCUGGGUCUCUUGGACACGUAUCUCAUUCCCAAAGCCAGUAACCCAGAGAGCAGAGUCUUCUAUUUGAAAAUGAAAGGAGAUUACUUCCGCUACUUGGCUGAGGUGGCUACAGGAGAUCAGAGGACUGGGAUUAUUACAGACUCAAAGGAUGCCUACCAAAAGGCCUUUGACAUCAGCAAAGAGGAAAUGCAGCCCACGCACCCAAUCCGUCUUGGUCUUGCCCUCAAUUUCUCAGUUUUCUUCUACGAAAUCCUCAACUCGCCUGAACAAGCCUGUGCGCUGGCUAAAAGCGCUUUUGACGAAGCCAUUGCUGAGCUCGAUUCACUGAGUGAAGAUUCAUACAAAGACAGUACACUAAUCAUGCAGCUACUGAGAGACAACUUGACACUGUGGACCUCUGAUAACCAGGUUGAGGGAGAUGAUCAGGAGGAGUCCAGAGAAUGAGCCAGACCCCCAUAGUCAUCCCUGUCUACCUGCCAUCAUCCUGGCUCAUCUUCAUCACGACCAUCAACACUGAGACCACCUCAUUAUUAUCAUUGUCGUCCAGUUCUCUCCAUCUUUUUUCUAUUUAGUUCUCUCAACACUCAUCUCAUUCCUAUCGGUUUACUAUUCCUCCUUUUGUAGUAACUGUGGGGAAAGGGGAUGGGGAGGGAGGGUAAGUUUUAAAUUGCGUGGUGGGAGGGUCCAUAUGGAAGGGUAAAGCGUGUUUGGGGUUGGUUGCUUGUCUGACCUUUUUUGUGUGGGAACAAUAGGGUUGUUGGGUAAGAGGGCAAGUUCUCAACUUAUGAAACAUGCAGCAGGUUGAGUUUUUAGAGUCAGAAAACAGUUAUACUUUGUGUGUAUCGUAUUCAUAUUAACAAUUCUUGAUUAACACCAUUUUAAUGAUACAUCUGUGGUUUCACAAAUUGAGUUGGCUCCUCACAUCUUUGGAGACAGCAGCUGUUAGUCUGUACUUGGCAACAGGAAUGACAGCAGAGGUAAAGGCAAUGGAGGUGUGAUGGGAAGUGCUGGAGACAGAAGACAAGGUUGGAACACAAAGGUUACAUUCCAUUUCCUGUCAGUUGCUCAACUUUCUACUCUAUUAUUUCGUUUUGUUUUCAGUGACCUGCUUUUGUAUUUCUGUGUAUCAAUUACGAGGUAUAGAAAACUUUGAAGAACAAAAAAGCACACAAGCUUGGUAUUGAUGUUUUUUAUGAGCACAGCAAAAAAAUCCACAUGCUUAUCUAGUCACUGCUUUUUUCAAAUUAAGAUUUUUAUUUGAUUUGUCUUCUAUUCUCCUUUUUUUUUUUCUUUCAAUACUUGCCUAAACUGCAUGUUGGUAAGAAGUAGUUUGUGGGGAUAUAAGGAUGGUGGUUGUCGGGCGGGCUAGCUUUGUUCAUGUCUUUGGAAUUUUCAUACAGAACACCCAAGCAUAACUGUUAUUUGGGGGGAAAUGUGUAAUUUCAUGCAAGUGGAAUAAAAAAAAUAAUUUAAAAUUU